ACAGCAGUGUUGAACCCACCAGCAGUGACAGGGUUAAUCAUACCCAUAUGGUGUACCAAGAGGUUUGGUCCAAUGCUGCUGUGGGCCAACAGGAGAGGGAAGGCUGGGUGGGGGCAGAACAGAAGGGAGAGGACAGCAGGGCAGACUCUCUCCCAACACCUGCACCUGGUCACUUGAUUCACACUUAAACUCAAGCACCAGUGGACCAACAUCUCACCACAUCCCAGAUAUGGCUGCUCCAAUCCAGGCGUAAACUUUUGGAAAUAGAGGAUUGCGUUUUCAGGGAUCAGCUGUGUGCCUUUUUUAAUGUUUAAUGGAAGACAAUCAGCCAGUUAACAGCGACUGAAAGGCUUACAUUUUUUUUUUCUGUCUCUCCAAGGGAAUUUUUCAAACCUAUCGGAUUGUUUUAAGCCUGCGCAGAGCAGCUCCGGCUCUUGCUGAAGGAGAUUUUGUUAACCCAGCUCCGAGGCACCAAACACGGGGAAUGCAGCGCUAACAUCCCGCAAGUUCUUGGAUCUCAAACGCGUAUCAGGAAAGUCCUUACUCAAAGAUUUAGAUCUCUGUGGGCUACCUGCAUGACUGUUACCAUGACAGCAUCUGGAGUCCAACUCCUCCUGUUGGCCUUAUGUGUUUACAAAGGCUCGGCCCUGCUGCAGUCUGCUCCACGGGUUCGCCUGUCCUUCAAAGAACUAAUGGACACAAAAGCAGCCCGACCCUUCAGUUUCUCCUUCAACACCAGCGACUAUCGCAUCCUGCUGAUGGAUCAGGAUCAGGGCCGUCUGUACCUGGGGAGCCGCGAGUACCUGGUGGCACUGGACAUGCACAACGUCAACAAGGAGCCUCUUAUAAUCCACUGGCCGGCGUCUGCAAAGAGAAAAGGAGAAUGCCAGAUGACAGGGAAGGGAAGACAGGGUGAAUGUGCCAACUUUGUGCGCCUGAUCGAGCCGUGGAACCGCACCCACCUGUACACCUGUGGGACGGGGGCGUACCAGCCGAUCUGCACAUUCAUCAACCGAGGCUGGAGGGCAGAGGACUACCUGUUUAGGCUGGUCCCUGGGUAUGUGGAUUCAGGGAAGGGAAAAUGUUCCUAUGAUCCUAAGCAGGAGAGUGUCGCAGUUCUGCUCAAUGGUAACCUAUAUGCAGGCGUCCAUAUUGACUUCAUGAGUACAGAUGCUGCUCUGUUUAGGACCAUGGGAGGCAGAACAGCGAUCAGGACAGAGCAGUACGACUCCAGGUGGCUCAACGAGCCGGUGUUUGUUCAGAUCCAGCAGAUCCCUGACAGUGCAGAAAGAAAUGAUGACAAACUUUACUUUUUUUUCCGUGAGAAGACUCUGGACUCGAGUGGCGGGGCGAGCCCCAGCGUUAUAGCCCGGGUUGGGAGGGUGUGCCUGAAUGAUGAAGGAGGGCAGAAGUCCCUGGUGAACCGUUGGACGACGUUCCUGAAGGCCCGUCUUAUCUGUUCGGUGAUCGGAGAAGAUGGAGUGGAGACACGAUUUGAUGAACUACGGGAUGUGUUUAUUCAGCCAACACAGGAUGAGCGAAACCCAACGGUGUACGCUCUCUUCACCACAGCCGGCUCUGUGUUCAAGGGCUCAGCCGUCUGCGUGUACUCAAUGGCUGAUAUCCGUAAUGUCUUCAAUGGACCGUUUGCACACAAACAUGGCCAUAAUUACCAGUGGACUGAGUACACUGGCAAGAUUCCAUACCCUCGGCCUGGAACAUGUCCAGGAGGAACCUUCACUCCUGGUAUCCGCUCCUCCAAGAACUUCUCAGAUGAGGCUGUGAAUUUCAUCAGAGCACAUCCUCUCAUGUACCAUCCAGUUUAUCCCAUCCACCGCCGCCCCCUGGUGGUGAGAACUGGAGUGGACUACCGCUUCACUGCCAUAGUGGUGGAUCAGGUGGAUGCAGUGGAUGGACGCUACGAGGUGUUAUUCCUGGGGACAGAUAGAGGUACUGUCCAAAAAGUGAUCGUUUUACCCAAAGAUCCAACAAGCAUGGAGGAGCUGACCCUGGAGGAGGUGGAGGUUUUCAGAAGCAGAGCUCCGGUCAAAACCAUGAAGAUCUCCUCUAAAAGACAACAGCUGUACGUCUCAUCAGACGCGGGGCUGACCCAGGUGUCCCUGCACCGCUGCGGAGUCUACGGCAGGGCCUGCUCCGACUGCUGCCUGGCCCGGGACCCCUACUGUGCCUGGGACGGAGAGAGCUGCUCGGCCUUCACCCCGUCCACAAAGAGGCGGAGCAGACGUCAGGAUGUUAAACACGGUGACCCACUGAGGCAGUGCAGAGGCUUUAAUGCCAAAGUGGAGAAACGUCUGAGGGAAACAGUGCAGUUUGGGGUGGAGGGCAGCAGCACCUUCUUGGAGUGUCAGCCUCGCUCUCCUCAGGCCACCGUCAAAUGGCUCUUUCAGAGGGAAGGGAAGAGGAAAGUGCUUAACCGUCUGGGAGGUAUCCUGAAGACCAACCAUGGCAUCCUCCUGAAAUCUCUCAACCAAUCAGACGCGGGUCUCUACCACUGCCUCGCCACAGAGAACAACUUCAAACACACAGUAGCCCGUGUGGCGCUGCGUAUCCUGGAUCGAGACAUCGUUUUAGCUCUCACGGCUCAAGAUGAGGAUGAGGAGCCGAAAACGCGUCACGCAGGACCUUACCCUCACCCGCCCCUCGUCUCCACACCCUUCCCACCUGAGAUCAGACUGAUUAACCAGUACUGCCAGUCCUACUGGGAACAGAUCAACCCCAAACAUCAGGAACAACAACAACAACAACAGCGUAAACGCACCAGCCGCAGACACACAGAGAGCCAGGACCAAGGCCUUGGCUAGAGGAGCAGACGCUACGUCCAACACUGGCCUGUCUGGACUUUUUAGUGGACUUUUAUGUUUGACGCGCAUGUUAGUGCGUUACCUCCGUUCAUUAGGUGGGUGAUGCCUUCAUGCUGGUGUUUAAGUACUAUACUGGUGAAUUUGCAAUUUUCAGCCUAGAAAGUACAAUAUGUGUAUAUUUUAUGUCCUAAAUUAUCCUGGCAUUUUUUGGGGUCUAAGUUAAGAAUACCUGCUCUUGAGACUGGUUAAUUGCUCCAAAUUUACCACCUAUGGUAGCAAUUGUUAUGAAACUUGUUGUCAUGUUAGAUUUAGGUUAUUUGAAAAAACACCAGUACCUGUAUGUGGAGAAUCACAGCAAAAAACUCAGAAACAAACAGAAGCUUUUUCACCAUGUCUGUGUAAGCUUGAUGUCCAUGAAAGCAAAGAUACUAAUGCAGCUUUACAAGUGUAGUAGCAGCCUAUUAAACAGACUAAAUUUUAAAGUGACGCCUCUAUAUAAGCUAUAACAGCAACAAAAGCAACACAUAUAUGAUUGUGUAUUCCUUGAUGGGUUUUUAUGCCUUUAACCCCCUUCCACAGGGUCGGUUUGUGACGGUUUACAGCACGCAGACCAAAAGAGGGUUUGUUUACAUUAUCUGGAGGUUGAAGUGAUGCAGGGCCAGAGGACUGGAGGGGACAAUUUUCAGUGGUCUUUGAAUUCUACUAUGAUGACUUUCUAUUUAUUCUAAGGAUAUUACCAUGCAAUCAGAAAGUAUUUAGACCCCUUUCACUUUUUUCAGUGUUCUUCAGUGUUGCAGCCUAAUGCCACAGUUGAAAAACUUUAUUUUUAUUCUCGUUAAUCUAUACUCAGUAAUCUAUCAUGACAAAGAGAAACAGAUUUUUAAACAUUUUGGCAAAUGUAUUAAAAAUUUAAAAACUGAAAUAUAAUUUACAGAAGUAUUCAGACCUUUUUUCAGAAAAGCCCACUUGGAAUUUGCAAAAAAAGGAAGAAAGUCAAAUGGGCACCAGAGCACAAUUUCAAGUGUUUUUGAAAAGUGUCUGAAUAUUUACGUAAAAAUGGUAUUUCAGCGGUGCAGGUGGCCUAGUUUUUGAGGUGCGCCCCAUGUGCAUGGGCAGCCCAGGUUCAAGUCCAGCCUGUGGCCCUUUCCUGCAUAUCUCUCCCUGCUCUCGUCCCUGUUUCUGACUCUGUUCAUUGUUCUCCUCUAUCAAUUAAAGGCUCAGAAAGACCAAAAAUAAAUCUUAAAAAAAGAUAUUUCAGUUUUUCAAUUUUAAUAAAUUUGCUAAAUUUCUAAAAUUAUGUUUUCACUUUGUCAUGAUGGGGUAAUGAGUGUAGAUUAAUGACAAAAUAUAGCUGUAGCAUCAGGCUGCAGCAUAAGAAAAACAAAAAAGUGAAGAGGCGUCUGAAUACUUUCUGAAUGCAUUGUAUGUUAAAUGUUACUAUUGUGGGGUAAGGACUGUUCAGUGUGAUGGAUCACAUAUUUUAAGCUAGUUGUUGAAAAACCAGUAUGAUUUUUAUGUAAAGUAUAUACAGAUUGUAAUUAUAAGGCUCCAACAUGCAAAAUCCCAGGUAUUGUACUUCACAGUAUCUUGAAAAAAUGUAAUAUAUUGAUUGUGAAUAUAAUAUAUAUGGUCAUUGGAUUACUCUUGUAUUGUAUGAAGAUAUUAUGAUGAUAUAAAUGCAUUUGUUGCAUGCAUUUCUGUGGUUGUUUGUUGCAAGUUGUACAUUUUACUGUAUUGGACCGUGGUGUGUAACGAUGUUAUGAUGUUUGUAAGGUGUAAUGUGUACUCUGCUAAGCUAAUUCCAUUGGAUGUUGUCAUAUAAUGACUCCCGUACUGUCCUGUGCUCUAGUGACCUCCUGUCUGUGAGUGUUGAAGAUUUGUAUAGCGUACAUUGUUUUUCCAGUUAUGCACUUUGUCGGUGGUGGGAUUCGAGGGACUUUGGGGAUCUUUGCACAGAUGUAUGAGAAAAUGAUACAAGAACAAAAUGUUUCUUUUUUAUGUACAGUAUGUUAUAAAAAUGGGAAUGAAUAUGGCUCAGAUUUAGUAUCGAUCGUCUGUGUUCUGUUAUAAGCUGUAUUUACAGGAUGUUAAAAAAUGGCUCUUUUUAAAGGAAGCACAAGAGAUGAGUUAUUUUCCAGUCAGAGCCUCCGUUCACCUUCAUUGUGAUUAACACAGUGGUGUCAUGCUGAUGAAUACUACACUGGAAAUGUCCAAAACAAAUAUAAACAUUUCAGAACCCUCUUAAAA
This is a messenger RNA of Cheilinus undulatus (humphead wrasse), 5069 nucleotides long. It is a transcript of the gene sema3ga, whose product is annotated as sema domain, immunoglobulin domain (Ig), short basic domain, secreted, (semaphorin) 3Ga. Lineage: Eukaryota; Metazoa; Chordata; Actinopteri; Labriformes; Labridae. The coding region runs from base 576 to 2822 and encodes 748 amino acids. The record is from RefSeq and is a predicted model, not a curated record. The transcript has 18 exons. Gene Ontology annotation, biological process: neural crest cell migration; axon guidance; positive regulation of cell migration. Gene Ontology annotation, molecular function: chemorepellent activity; semaphorin receptor binding.